GUUUUGGUUGUUGAGGAAUAAAGGAUUGAAAUCGGAUGACACGGUGUGGUUUUCGCCGUCGUUUUUUAAUCAAUCAAUUGCUUCAGUCGCUUUCGAUCUCGCCAACUGCGAAGGGGAUUUCCUCAAUCUUUUUUUGAUCCCAAAAUGGACGAUUUGAUGCCUAGUACCGAGGGAUCUGCCCUUACUUAUCAUUUUGUAGAAUGGAAAGCAACCUCAAGUGACUGAUCUUGCCUCCACAAUUGUUGUCCAAGUGUGCAACAAUUCUGAAAUAACUUGUUGACACGAAAUGGCGACCGAUGUUGAUCAGACUUUUUAUGGAUGGUCAAAGGAUGAGUUUUCUGAUCGAGAUGAUUCUCAAGAAGCAUCAGUCUCACAAAUGCUUGAUCACGGGUCUAUAUCCUUUGGAAGAUUUGCAGCUGAGUCAUUGUCAUGGGAGAGAAGGUCAGUCUUCACUCAUGACAGACGUCAGGAGGAACUGGAGAAAGUUAAUGGUUUAGUUGCCAAAAAGAAAGCAUACUUUGAAGAAUAUUACAAAAGGCUUCGAGCUUUGAAGGCCUUGCAACAGAAUCAGCAAACUGAGCUCACAUUGGAUUAUGGUGGUGAUGGCAGUAAUUCUAGCCAGACUGGGGAAGAUGAUGGAACAACUUUGCAGGUUGGAACUCUUCAAGAUGGGGCAGUAGAAACUAUUGAUGCCUCUUCAGGGGAACCCACAAAUGAACUUACGUUCCCUCAGGAUAUGAAUUGCAGAGAAGAUCUUCAAACUAGACAGUUGUAUCCAGGAUCCACAACAUCAGAUAUUGACUCAUUGAGAAAAAACAUAGAAAAAAUUGAGCCGGAGAAGAACUCUAACCAUGCUGUGCAGACGCAAGACUUGGAGACAGAAUCCUUAUUGUCAAUAACUAGGAGCACAGAAGAGAUUGAACAGAACGAUAUCAGUAGUGUUGAUGGCAAAGACAUUCUGGGGGAACCAGAGAGUUCGGUGUCUAAUGUUGAAUCUGGACCUGCUCCUGAUGGGUCUGUCUCAGACCUGACAAAUUCUAGAGGCAGUGAAUCGCAGCUUGCACCAGAUUACAACUUAAUACCAGACAAAACCAAACUGGCUGUUGAGAAAUCUUCAGAGGGUAAAUUGGUUCCUGAAGUGAAGAAGGAGCCUGCUUCUUCUGUUAGGACUGGCCUGGAGCCAACACAUGGAACAAGGAGAGAAGUGGUUCAGUCAUCGAGGGGAGCCAAACAUCCAGGACAGAAGCUAAUUGGCAAGGCAGAUGGCCGUCUCCAUUCAGACAAAGCAAUUGCCAGUAAAGUCACAGGCAACCAUAGAUCUGCCUCCGUUGCUUCGCGUAGGUCAGUUACAGAAGUGUGUUCCAGUAUUACCAGUGCACGCCCAUUUUCUCUUUCCAUGGAAAGAAGAUCAGGCAUUAGGGAAGGUGCAGUGAGAUUGGAUUCCAAAACCUCCAGUAGAUUAGCAUCAUCGCAAAGUCGGGAAAAUGGCGGGUCUAGUGUGCAGGGUGGUUCAAAGAAGAUAAUCACAACCUGUAGCAUGAAGAGCCAUGGACUACAAAAUAAAAGGGACUGCAAAGAAGUGAUAAGAAAAUCUUUGCCAUCAGAGAGCCAGGAGACCAGUUUGAAGGGCAAAGAUGCACAUGUUCUCAGGCAAUUGAAGUUAAGUUCAAAUAACCUUCCUGUGAGGAACAAGUCUACUUCUAAUGGUGGAUCUGAAGUUCAGCUCACAAAUACCAUCAAAAGGAACAAACGGAAGGAGGAAAAAGAGGACGUAAGGUUGAAGGAGCCUCAAGGACCUACGAAGAUUGUUACUCCUGUCACUGGAAUUCCGCGGACAGGGAAUAAAAAGGAUGAGCAGUGUUAUCUUGUGGAAAAUAGGAGUCAUGCAUUUGUUUCUACUCACUGCUACUCUGAAAACUACAGGUAUUUCCAUUUGGGAUUGCUGUGCAAUCAGAUGGUGGGAGGAAAUCCCAAGUCAAUAGUAUGUCACUGGAUGGAAGGAAGCCAAAGCAUGCAACACCACCAUGGCGAUGAAUUAUCUGAAGAUGCAAAGCCUCAGGGUUUCUGAUGGAAGGAACCAUGGAUCCGAUAGCUGCAUUCAUGCAUAGCGUAGUUUCAGCACCUGGCUGUUGAGUGUUGUUGUAAUAUAUCUGCUGAGUAUUGUAUACCUUGUUUCUGUCGUAGUUACCACGGCUGCUUUUGUCAAACGGUGCCUAUCUGUAGUUAGAUCUUUAGUUGCUUUAGAGAGGUGGUCCUGCAGCUAGAAGUGCCAUUGGAUAUUCUAGAUUUAGUGUAUAGCUAAGAGAGAAAUGGAUGGACUUAGAGAAAUAGAGGUUGAACAUGCUAGAUUUCCAAACUUCUAGUUUUGAUGGAUGUGCUCUGCUUUAUGGUGGUCAUGUAAAUGGGAACAAAUGGUAGGUCAGUGGAUUCUUUUGGACCGUGAUGUGCAUGUAAA
Elaeis guineensis (African oil palm) is the source of this 2455-nucleotide messenger RNA. NCBI's taxonomy places the organism in Eukaryota, Viridiplantae, Streptophyta, Magnoliopsida, Arecales, Arecaceae. The record is from RefSeq and is a predicted model, not a curated record.